GACCUCUACUGCAGUUGAAAACACAGUGGAGCCCGGCUUGAUCAGUGGGAUGUUUGUUUAGGUUUUCAUUUUACCUGUCAACACAGUACUCUCAGAUAACAGCACCGCAAGACAGGCUUAUGUGCUCCGUGCCGCUGGAUCUCCGCUUAGGGGUGCUCAGAGUGUCAGCCGGUGUUGAGAUCUAUCACUGCACUGCAACAUCAAUAUGGGUGUGAUCAGUGUGCAGCUGGUGGUUACCAUGGUAAUGGCCAGCGUGAUUCAGAAGAUCAUACCCCACUAUUCCUUUGCACGAUGGCUCCUCUGCAGUGGCAGUCUGCGUUGGUACCAGCACCCCACAGAAGAUGAGCUGAGGACCUUAGCUGGAAAACAGCAGAAAGGAGGCAAGAGCAAGAAGGACAGGAAGUACAAUGGGCACUUAGAGAACAAACCAAUGACUAUUCCCAAAGACAUCGACCUUCAGCUGGAGACUAAAAGCAUUGCAGAGGUGGACACACUAGCUCUGCAUUACUUUCCUGAAUUCCAGUGGUUGGUGGACUUCACGGUGGCUGCCACAGUGGUGUAUCUCAUCACGGAGCUGUACUUCUGUGUGGCGGAGCCCAGUGAGGAGAUGAACAUCAGUGUGGUGUGGAGCCUGCUGGUCUUGGCCUUUGUCACGAAGAUCCUUUUCUCCCUCACGGCUCACUACUUCAGACUAGAAGAGGGCGGUGAGCGUUCCCUCUGCAUCACCUUUGCCUUUUUCUUCUUUGUGAAAGCCAUGGCUAUCCUUAUUGUCACAGAGAACUACCUGGAAUUUGGCCUUGAGACAGGCUUUGCAAAUUUUUCUGAAAGUGCCGUGAAGUUUCUGGAGAACCAAGGCCUUGAGUCUCAGGGCCCCAUAUCCAAGCUGACCUUUAAGCUGAUUCUGGCACUGCUCUGCGCUCUCAUUGGAGCCUUUCUCACCUUCCCAGGCUUGCGAUUGGCCCAGAUGCAUCUUGAUGCCCUCACACUAAACAACUGCAAAGUCACACAGACCUUGCUACAUAUCAACUUCUUGGCCCCCUUAAUCAUGGUACUGCUAUGGGUGAAGCCCAUAACAAAGGAUUACAUAAUGAAUCCCACAUUUGGGAAAGAUAGUGUGCCUUUAAUGUCUGAGAAGACAUACGACACGUUGCGACUGUGGGUGAUCCUGCUUCUGUGUGUGCUGAGACUAGCCAUGAUGCGGCAUCAUCUCCAGGCCUACCUCAACCUGGCCCAGAAGGGCGUCUUGCAGAUGAAGAAGGAAGCGGGACGCAUUAGUACAGUGGAUCUCCAAAAGAUGGUCGCCCGAGUCUUUUACUACCUGUGUGUAAUAGCUCUUCAGUACAUCGCACCUCUGGUGAUGCUGUUGCACACUACUUUCCUGCUAAAGACAUUAGGUGGAUACUCGUGGGUGAUUUACCCCGAAGAGAAUUUGCCGUGUCUGUCAAAUGAGGACUCGAGCCCCGCUGAGGUGGGGCAAGACGAGGUGCAGGCCUCUCAAACAGUGGCCCAGCUAUCGGUUGCUCUCGGGGGGCUGAGGACUGUUUUCUCCCCCUUGCUUUUUCGAGGGCUCCUGUCCUUCUUCACUUGGUGGAUUGCUGCAUGCCUGUUCUCCACCUCUCUCUUCGGCCUCUUCUACCACCAGUAUCUGAUGGCUGCAUAGCAUCGGGAAGGUCUUGUUCGACUGAACUGUGCAACACGAGGCCCUGAAACAUUCCCCUUUUUCUGCAACCAUAUCAGCCGAGUUCUUCUCUGACGGGCUUCCUCCAUGGACACAACCUAACCAAUACAUAAACAACAACCAUAAUAAUUCAGUCACUGUUCUUAAACAUCAUGAAUGGAGGAUGGCAUCCAAAGGAGACCUCAAAAAAUGCUGUUUUUAAAGGGGAUGUCAUCUUUGAACCACCAGAAGAUUGAAAGCAAGGGAUCACUCAUGGUCUUUGACAUACUGCAUUUUAUUUUUUAGAGUAUAAAAUUAUGAUCAAUCAAUUGCAUAAGAAUUAUGGUUUUUAAUAGUGUUUUAAAGUUGUUUCACUUCUCCAAAGUAGAAACUGGGUUCUGCUUUAGGGGAGUUUUUCAUUGCUGAUCCGUGAAGAUGAAACAGUGUUUUAGUCAGGCUUGGAGAGUGCAGUGAGGGGACUGAUCAAGGAGAGCAGUAUGUGUUAAAGGUAUAUUUAUUUGUUCUUUUCAGAAGGACUGAAGUCAGCCUUCUCACAAGGAGCGUUUAGUUUGACUGUAGAAGACUGAGAGAUCAUUUAAGUGUGUGUGCGUGUGUGCGAGUGAUGGUUUGUGUGUUAACAUCAGUGCCUGCAGGCUCUCCAUGACCCCUGCUGCUGGUGAGUAAAUCUAAAAAGGGCAUUUUGAUCAAGUAUGAAAGCUAACUCAAAAAACUGUCUAAAGCACUGGCCUCCGCUCUUCUGAUACCCUCCCCUGUCAUUUGACUGGGCAGAUGUUUCACUUUGAAUUUCGGGUGACAUCAAACACAUCCUGUAAGUGUGCUCUGUGUUUCUGUAUGGAGCUUAUUGAUUUUCUGUAAUGCAUCAAAUAACAGGUUUGGAUUUGUUUCAUGUGAAGGUGCCAAGUAUGCUUGUACUCCCCGGUGAGUGUGUACAGUAUUUUCUGCUGGAAAUCAGAAGCACACAUGCUGAGGUACGAGCCAAAGCAGAAUAUGCGGCUUGAUCACAAAGAAACGUCUACAUGUUUAAUGAGGUCCACUUUAAUAUUGUGAGAUUUUUGGCACUAUAGUUACCAAAACUGCACAGAGGCAUAUCUGAAAUAAUUUUGUUUUACUUUUUGUUAGUCUUUUUUAGUGUUAACCUACUGUAAAAGUCUUAUUCUCACCUUCCAUUUUGAGUUUUUGGAAGGUACACAGACAAUGAAUGUACUGAUCCUGUCUGAUUUUUCUUUUAUUAUUGUAGAACGAUUCUGCUACCCUUGGGGCCCCUAAUAAAAAGCUACAUAUGACAAAAUUGUGGCUUUUAACAAAUAACAGUUAAAUUAGAAAUGACAUUUUUCUAUAUAGAAGGCCUCCAGGGAUAUUUAUGUUGCAAAAGAGCGUCCGUUAUUAUCAAAAUCACACUAUACAAUCAAUACUUGUUAACAAUGUGGCAGUAAGAUGCUUUUUGAGAGCUGUUUUUUUUUUUCCCCCGUUGUUGAUCAUCAAGCUGUGAAGAUUGAUAGACUCAAAGGGGAGUUUAUUUUAGCUGUAAACAAUCACAAUUGUUGGUAAUCAUCAGCAGGGCCAUUUUAGUCUUACACUCAGCUAUAGUAUGUUUUUUUCCCUUUACCUUAUAUUGAUUUUCUCCCCUGUUCCCCAACUAUUGAAAAUUAAAAACAAGUGACCAAAAUUAAUCUAAAAAAUAUAUCACUAAAAUCUUACUAAGUAUAGCCCCUUUUAUGAUGUUUCGAAUAUGCAUGUCUUUAAACAUUUCUAACCCUAAUGCCAAAUAACAGUAUAUGAGGCUCAGAACUGAGCCAUAUUAAUUUAAGAUAUUCAAGACAAAUCACUCUUUUCUAUUCCAGUAGUGAAGUAGCUGGGAUCUCUUUUAAAACCUAUGAGCCUAUGUAUCUGUUGGUCUCUAAUGCAUUUUAAGUACUUAUCUUUAUUUAUUACUUUUCAGUUUGUUUAAUAAAUGAUUGUCAAGAAAACCUCA
This is a messenger RNA of Sinocyclocheilus anshuiensis, 3650 nucleotides long. RefSeq names its product transmembrane protein 161B-like. The transcript has 12 exons. Lineage: Eukaryota; Metazoa; Chordata; Actinopteri; Cypriniformes; Cyprinidae. The record is from RefSeq and is a predicted model, not a curated record. The coding region runs from base 206 to 1660 and encodes 484 amino acids.